GCUUACGAAAUAGGUUCAUGCGUAAACAUGUGAUUAGAUAAAAGAUGCCAUUACUAUUAAAAAAUUUUCAACUUUCUUUCAGUUCUUUGUUGUCUUCUCGAUAAUACUAUUUCUAUUCAAAGUUAUAUUAAUAUAUCAACAAUGACUACAUUGGAUAUCAGUGGACUUACCAUAACAAAAAGGGACUUACAUACCCCAUCUCUUGAUGAAAUAAAAGAUGUUUUAAAAGAAGGAUUAGCUAAAAAUUUUGUAGAGGUUCAAGUGGAAGUUGUUGAUUGCCCAGAUUUAACCCAGCAACCCUUUACACUUGCUGCACCAGGAUUAAAUGGCAACCCAGUACUCUUAGAAGUUGGUGGUCCAUCGUAUCUUCUUCCCAUUGUGCAAAAGAACAAGUUAUAUGAUAUUCAACAACUUCUAAAUCACUUACAAUACAACAAGGAUUCCUUUGUUGUUGGAGCAGGAGCUGGCCCAUGGCCACACAUCAAUUCUAAUUGUGAGCUUAUGAUGAACAUGACUAUAUCACCAUCUAAUGUACAAAAUGGAACUCGUAUUGCAUCUGUAAAUAAAGAAAAUGGAAACUGUGUGCUCCAGAAUUUACCUAAUAGUGAAACAAGAUUUGCUUUGUUAGCCAACUUAUUUGUUACUGAAGGAAAGCCUGGAAAAGUUUUAAAAGUGCAUGCUAAAAAACGUACUGGAAAUAAUGAUUUUAUUGCUAGUAUGCAAAAGGCAAUUGCACAACAGUAUCAAAAUAAUCUUGUUGGAUUGGGAGGAACGUUUUUAAUGAAAGAUGGAAAAGUUAAACAGCAUGUUAUGGCAGACUUUUCAGCAAUCCCCUUAAAUACUGAAACACAACUUAAUAACUGGUUAAAUUUCUUCAACAUGUCAACACCUUUAGUAGCUGUUGGUACAUUUGUCAGUUCUGAAAGUGACCUUGAUCUUCGUGUUCAACACUUUCAUAGCUUUUCUCACCAUGGAGAAGGAGGUCAUUAUCAUAUUGAUACAACUCCAGAAACUAUAGAAUAUUUGGGAUAUUUCAACUUAGGUACUACACUUUAUCGUGUAGACAAACCAUCAACUCUUCUACAGUUUGGAAAGGACUAACUCUUUUUAUAUGAUUACACAAACAUUUUGUAAGGUUGAAGAA
This is a messenger RNA of Habropoda laboriosa, 1144 nucleotides long. Its product is annotated as ester hydrolase C11orf54 homolog. The record is from RefSeq and is a predicted model, not a curated record. Gene Ontology annotation, cellular component: nucleus. Lineage: Eukaryota; Metazoa; Arthropoda; Insecta; Hymenoptera; Apidae. Bases 142 to 1101 code for a protein of 319 amino acids. The transcript is spliced from 7 exons. Gene Ontology annotation, molecular function: hydrolase activity, acting on ester bonds; zinc ion binding.